UCUACCAUUAUUUCUCCCGCUAAUCAAUGCUCCAGCGGCGAUCUGCUUUGCUAAAGCUGCGGUGGUUAAGUUUCACCUGCAAAAAAGGGAGGUCCGAUCGGAUCCAUUUCAACUCGUAACAGUACUCCGUCCUGCGCUGCCGUCGGCGUGAAGACUGGCGACCGAUGCAUCGAUCCUUUUAAGCCCGCGAGGCUCCGGGCGUUUCUUGGUCGUGGACACGGAGGAGCACGAGAGGUUCCAUGAUAUGGCGGCGCCGCGUGUCCUUCUCGCCGGCUGGUGGUUCGCGGUGGCUGCCGUCGCGGCGGCGGGCGUGGACGCGCUAGGGGUGAACUGGGGCACCAUGUCCACGCGCCGGCUCCCGCCCAAGGUGAUAGCGCGCCUGCUCACGGACAACGGCUUCCGGAAGGUGAAGAUCUUCGACGCCGACGAGCGCACCAUGAAGGGCCUCGCCGGGACGGGCAUCGAGACCAUGAUCGCCGUCCCCAACGACAUGCUCGCCGCCGUCGCCGACUACGACCGGGCCCGGCAGUGGGUCAAGGACAACGUCACCAAGUACACCUUCGACGGCGGCGUCAACAUCAAGUUCGUGGCCGUCGGCAACGAGCCGUUCCUCAAGGCGUACAACGGCUCGUUCGACCACGUGACGGUGCCGGCGCUCAAGAACAUCCAGCGCGCGCUAGACGAGGCCGGGCACGGGGCGGCGGUCAAGGCGACGGUCCCCGUGAACGCGGACGUGUACGACUCGCCGGCGAGCAACCCGGUGCCGUCGGCGGGGAGGUUCCGCGGCGACGUGGCGGGCGUGAUGACGAACAUGGUCCGCUUCCUCAACCGCAGCGGCGCGCCGCUCACCGUCAACAUCUACCCGUUCCUCAGCCUGUACGGGGACGCCGACUUCCCGCUGGACUUCGCCUUCUUCGACGGCGGCGGAGGCUCCGCGAAGCCGGUCGUCGACGGGCGAGUCGUCUACACGAACGUGUUCGACGCCAACUUCGACACGCUGGUGUCGGCGCUGAGGAGGGUCGGGUUGGGCCACCUGCCGGUGAUGAUCGGCGAGGUGGGCUGGCCGACGGACGGCGACAGGCACGCGACGGCGGCGCUCGCGGAGCGCUUCUACGCGGGGCUCCUCAAGCGCCUCGCGGCGCGGCGAGGCACGCCGCUCCGGCCCGGCGCGCGCAUCGAGGUGUACCUGUUCGGGCUCAUCGACGAGGACGCCAAGAGCGUGGCGCCGGGCAACUUCGAGCGCCACUGGGGCAUCUUCACCUUCGACGGGAGGCCAAAGUUCCCGCUGGACCUGCGCGGCGGCGGCGACGGGCGGCCGGCGAUGCCCGUCCCGGCGAGGGGCGUGGAGUACCUGCCCCGGCGGUGGUGCGUGCUGAACCACAUCAGCGCCGGCGGCGGGGACGAUGAUGACGCCACGGCCGGCGGCCGGGUCGCGGACAACGUCGGGUACGCGUGCUCCCGCGCCGACUGCACGGCGCUGGGCUACGGCUGCAGCUGCGGCGCGCUGGACGCGCGCGGGACCGCGUCGUACGCGUUCAACGCCUACUACCAGGCGCAGGGGCAGGUGGAGUCGGCGUGCGACUUCCAGGGGCUCGCCGUCGUCGUCCACGACGACGCGUCGCAGGGCGCGUGCAACUUCAGCGUGCAGGUCGUCGGGUCAGGGGCGCCGGUGGCCGCCGAGGUCACCACCGUGGCGGCCGUACUCGUACUGGUGCCUCUGUUUCUUGUGUUGCUUUGAGCUGACGCGAGCUAUAUGGUGGCCUAAAUCCUCAUGAUUUAGGUUUGUAGGUAGGUCAGGUGACGGGAGCCUGUUACAGUGUUGUACUAGGUACUUUCAUGUUUUGAUUGAUCAUCACGUGGGAUGGUGAGUAAAAAGUUCGUAACUCACAGGAAAUCUAGGCUAUGCAUGUACCACGAGAAGUUAAGGACACUAGCAGGCUCCAGGCUGGCAUGUGGUGUGUACGUGUUUUUCCGCGGAAAACGCAACUUAAACCAAGUUUACUGGUAUUUUG
Molecule: messenger RNA, 2012 nt
Organism: Sorghum bicolor (sorghum)
Lineage: Eukaryota; Viridiplantae; Streptophyta; Magnoliopsida; Poales; Poaceae
Product: glucan endo-1,3-beta-glucosidase 8
Exons: 2
Coding region: 245-1738 (497 amino acids)
Biological process (GO): carbohydrate metabolic process
Cellular component (GO): plasma membrane
Molecular function (GO): hydrolase activity, hydrolyzing O-glycosyl compounds
Source: RefSeq, a predicted model, not a curated record